This is a messenger RNA of Mustela lutreola (European mink), 2149 nucleotides long. It is a transcript of the gene EIF4B, whose product is annotated as eukaryotic translation initiation factor 4B. Gene Ontology annotation, molecular function: RNA binding. Lineage: Eukaryota; Metazoa; Chordata; Mammalia; Carnivora; Mustelidae. The transcript is spliced from 15 exons. The record is from RefSeq and is a predicted model, not a curated record. Bases 153 to 2006 code for a protein of 617 amino acids.
CUUUACGAACCUAGAGCAGCGCCGCUCCGCCUCCUGUCUCCCUCCUCACCUCCCCGCCCCCUCCCAGUUUCGCAUCUCCUAGCCCGACGCUCCCGCUAUAAUCACGUGAUUGCCUCAUCCGGGUCCUUUGCGUUCUCUCUCCCUCUCCCAACAUGGCGGCCUCAGCAAAAAAGAAGAAUAAGAAGGGGAAAACUAUCUCCCUAACAGACUUUCUGGCUGAGGAUGGAGGGACUGGGGGAGGAAGCACCUAUGUCCCCAAACCAGUCAGCUGGGCUGAUGAAACAGAUGACCUGGAAGGAGAUGUUUCAACCACUUGGCACAGUAAUGAUGACGACGUGUAUAGGGCACCUCCAAUUGACCGUUCUAUCCUGCCCACUGCUCCACGGGCUGCUCGGGAACCCAAUAUCGACCGGAGCCGUCUUCCGAAAUCGCCACCCUAUACUGCUUUUCUAGGGAACCUGCCCUAUGAUGUGACAGAAGAAUCCAUUAAGGAAUUCUUUAGAGGAUUAAAUAUCAGUGCAGUGCGUUUACCUCGUGAACCCAGCAAUCCAGAGAGGUUGAAAGGUUUUGGUUACGCUGAGUUUGAGGACCUGGAUUCUUUGCUCAGUGCCCUGAGCCUCAACGAAGAGUCUCUAGGUAACAGGAGAAUUCGAGUGGACGUUGCUGAUCAAGCACAGGAUAAAGACAGGGAUGAUCGUUCUUUUGGCCGAGAUAGAAAUCGGGAUUCUGACAAAACGGAUACAGACUGGAGGGCGCGUCCUGCCACAGACAGCUUCGAUGACUACCCGCCGAGGAGAGGUGAUGAUAGCUUUGGAGACAAGUAUCGAGAUCGUUAUGAUUCAGAUCGAUACCGCGAUGGGUAUCGGGAUGGGUAUCGUGAUGGCCCACGCCGAGAUAUGGAUCGAUACGGGGGCCGGGAUCGCUAUGAUGACCGAGGCAGCAGAGACUACGACAGAGGCUACGAUUCCAGGAUAGGCAGUGGCAGAAGAGCAUUUGGUAGUGGGUACCGUAGGGAUGACGACUACAGAGGAGGCGGGGACCGCUAUGAAGACAGAUACGACAGACGAGACGAUCGGUCAUGGAGCUCCAGAGAUGAUUACUCUCGGGAUGACUAUAGGCGUGAUGAUAGAGGUCCCCCUCAAAGACCCAAACUGAAUCUAAAGCCUCGGAGUACACCUAAGGAAGAUGAUUCCUCUGCUAGCACCUCCCAGUCCAGUCGAGCGGCCUCUAUCUUUGGAGGGGCAAAGCCUGUUGACACAGCUGCUAGAGAGCGAGAAGUAGAAGAGCGGCUGCAGAAGGAGCAGGAGAAGCUGCAGCGCCAGCUGGAUGAGCCAAAACUAGACCGUCGGCCCCGGGAGAGACACCCAAGCUGGCGAAGUGAAGAGACUCAGGAACGAGAACGGUCCAGGACAGGAAGUGAGUCAUCGCAGACUGGGACCUCGGCCACAUCUGGCAGAAGUAAGUCAGACCAGGAUGCACGAAGGAGAGAGAGUGAAAAGUCUCUAGAAAAUGAAGCACCCAGUAAAGAGGAAGACUGUCACUCUCCAACUUCCAAGCCUCCCAAAUCUGAACAGCCUCUGAAGGUAAUGCCAGCCCCUCCGCCAAAGGAGAAUGCUUGGGUGAAGCGAAGUUCCAACCCUCCUGCUCGAUCGCAGAGCUCAGACACAGAGCAGCCAUCCCCUACCAGUGGUGGGGGGAAAGUAGUUCCAGCUCAACCACCUGAGGAAGGACCAGCAAGGAGAGCAGAUGAAAACAAAGUAGAUGGGGUGAGUGUCCCAAAAGGCCAAAGUGGGAACUCCAGCCGUGGCCCAGGAGACGGAGGGAACAAGGACCACUGGAAGGAGUCAGAUAGGAAAGAUGGCAAAAAGGAUCAAGACUCCCGAUCUGCACCUGAGCCAAAGAAACCUGAAGAAAAUCCAGCUUCCAAGUUCAGUUCUGCAAGCAAGUAUGCUGCUCUCUCUGUUGAUGGCGAAGAUGAGAACGAGGGAGACGAUUACACCGAAUAGACCUCUGCAUCCUGUGCUUUCUCCUAGUCUCUCCACCCUGGAACAUUCGAGAGCAAAUCAAACCUCUAUCCAGACAAGACAAUAAAACUCACCAUCUCCUGGAGACCUUUCUUAACUUUUUUUUAAAAAAACAAAAAACAAAA